AUGAGAUUCUGGUAUCAUAUUCAGCCAUACAUCGAUAUAUUAAACAUUGCACUUGCAAGAAUUAUACUCGCCAUAUUAGAUGCUGCCUCGAUUACUAGCACAGCUUGGAGGUUGUUUUCAUCCCCUCUGGAUAUAGAAGAUUUUAUCUCCAAGGCAGCCACGUACAGUCAGGACCUGCUGUCGGCAAAGAGCUCGUCGUUAGUUGAGGAGUUCCUCUAUAGUAAUCAUUUUAUCGUAACAGAUUUCUACCUGCUAUGUGCAAAAUUCUUACUUCAGUCUGACACUAGUAGGCGUUCCAUGCUUCUAACAUUUUACCCUUCCUUAUGCGUUUACACUAUCAUAAGGGUUGCUAUAGGCUAUAGUCCAGGUCAAGCGGAUUUCAAAAGAAUAGUUGAUGCAACUAUGGGCCUGAUGUAUUCAAGGCUAUUAGCCGGCGAGAUAUACACUGAAGACAUUGACAAAAGGAUUGCAGCGGAAAAGAUAUCCACUUUGUUAGACAGCAUUUUAAGCGCCAUAGGUGUCUUCCCGCCGGGUGUCAACGGUCUCGAGCAUUGCCUUGUGCCCAACAACACCUUCGUAAGAGCUAUAAGCUCUGCGGAUUUACUGUUUAUACGUAAUUUCAAAGUCUCUGAGGAAGUCGAGCACUUCAAAACACUGGUCAGCACAAGUGUGACCAUAGAGGAAUUUAUAGAGGCUUAUCAGGCUAUGUGCAUCCCGCGCAGUUAUAUAGGACGUUCACUACUUAAGAGUGCAUACGCUGAACGAAUACAUUGGCUUGGCAACGUGAAUUCUGGAUGUAUGCAAGAAGAGCCACACAGUGUUCAAACUUACUCUAUACAAGAUAGCAAACCUCUAUUUAUGUCUGAUGAACCUUGUUGGCCAUGCUACAGAGCAAGUAAGCGUGGAGACUACGGCCGUACAGCCAUGUCCAAAAACACAGCAAUGUCACAUCAAUCCAGCGGUGUCAGUGGUUUCAACGGUACCAUAGGUUUUCCCGUUGUUAAUGUUAAGUUGCAUUUUACCCAGGUGUCCGUCACUUCUCGUAUUAAUGGUCAUAUGGCAUCAGAAAGGCUGGAAUUUCUUGAAAAGGAAAACCGCUUCAUAAGGAAACACGACUGGCGGGCUGGAGCGGCUAUGCUAAUGCUGCUUAUCGCCCUGUUUCUGCCUCUAAUUCUAGGGCUACAUUACAUUGAUGUACUCAGCAGAAAUCAGAUAGACUUGACGUCGCUUAUGUCACUAUCACUUUUUGUAUCUGCUGGGAUUAUAGCUGCCUAUAAGGAAGUCGUCCUGACUGGUUCUACUUGGCUAGACUUACUGAUGUUGAGUACCACAGUUAUGACGCUUGUAACUACAAACCCCAAGCACGACAAUGUGACAGCUGCUCUCACGUACGCUCUAGAUACCGGCAAGGACUGCAGCACGUUAUUGAGUAGUGAGGGUACAUGUGCAUUACUCGAUGUUAAUACAAAUAUCGGAGCUAUCGUACCAAGGGGUCUGACUUAUGGACAGGCUGCGCACUUGGGGUAUAUCAUAGCAGGAGGUGCUAGGCACAACAGCCAAGCAACACUUGCUGUUGUAAAGCUCUUAACGUGGCAGGUAAACGACCCACUAGCACAAAGUAUGUGCAUAAUAUUAGAAGCAGAGAUGCGCAAAGGAGACCUAUAUAGUCAUUUAACACAGCAUGACUCUGGCCAAAACAUCAUAGUCAGUGGUUUCGAUUCAUCCACAAUUUAUGGCAUGCCAUAG
Messenger RNA from Umbelopsis ramanniana AG, 1746 nucleotides. RefSeq lists its product as uncharacterized. The transcript has a single exon. The record is from RefSeq and is a predicted model, not a curated record. Bases 1 to 1746 code for a protein of 581 amino acids. NCBI's taxonomy places the organism in Eukaryota, Fungi, Mucoromycota, Umbelopsidomycetes, Umbelopsidales, Umbelopsidaceae.